AUGUGGGUCAAGCCGACCGAGCUGCUUCUGAGCAACCCGCUGUGGUCGACGCUCUACCGCAACAAGUUCUACGUGACGCAGAAGCGCCGCGGCUUUGGCUCGACGGGACUGUCUGCGCGGAUUGUCGGGACGCUGGACAGCGUGUUUGUCGAGUCGCGCCCGGCACCGUUCCGCAUCCUGCUCCAGACGGCAGACUCGGACGUCUCCUUUGUCAUUGCCACCGCAGAGACGCAGGAGGAGAUUGAGCAGGACUGGGACUGGCUCAUGCAGCAUCUCUACGAGUCGCUCGCCACAUUCGACGACGUCCGCGACGCCCGCGAGUUUGUCCGCACCAAGCAUUUUCUCGAGUUCGGAAGAGGCGCUUGUGCGUACCGCACGCCGCAAGAGCACGAUCUCAUUGUGCAGGGCAUUCCAGACGGUCUUCGAGCCGAACUCUGGCUUCUCUUCUCUGGAGCCUUGUACGACAUGAACCUUUGUGCGGGUCAAUACCAAGAAUUGUUGCGACGCAACCACGGCAAGCAGUCUCUCGCCACGGAAGAAAUCGAGCGCGACCUGUACCGUUCUCUUCCUGAGCAUCCAGCCUACCAAUCGCCGCGAGGUAUUGCAGCACUUCGCCGCGUUCUCACCGCUUACUCGUGGCGAAAUCCUUCCAUCGGAUACUGCCAAGCAAUGAACAUUGUGACGUCCGUGUUUCUGCUCUACAUGAGCGAGGAGGAGGCGUUCUGGUUGCUCUGUGCCCUCUGUGAAAAGCUGCUUCCUGAUUAUUACUCGACUCGCGUCGUCGGAGCGUUGAUCGACCAAGGGGUCUUUGAGCAGCUCAUGUCGGAACACGUGCCCGAGGUUUUCAACCACCUGUCCGACCUGGGUAUUGUCUCCAUGGUCGGCAUCAGUUGGUUUUUGACUCUCUUCUUGUCACCCAUGAACCACAAGUGCGCGGCACACGUGGUCGACUGCUUCUUGUGGGAAGGCCCAAAGGUCCUGUUCCAAGUCGGUCUCACCGUGUUGCACUUGAACCGCGACGCGCUUUUGGCUGCUCAAGACGACGGGGAGGCCAUGGAUAUUUUGACCGCGUUUAUGAAGGCUGUCGAACUUAGUUCCACUGCUGAUGGGCCCGCGGCCGAGGCUUCUGCAGAGCCGAGUGUCGGUGCCUCCCCCAAGCACUCCCCACAGACGGAGCCGACUGAAGUCGAGGACGACCUGGUAUUGAUCGACAAGCAGCCUAGUUCCUCCGGUGCUGAUGCGGAUGUCGAGGAACCGGAAUCUCCGGGCGAGUUUGUCGAUCGUAUCAAGCCUGUGGCAUCCGUUGUCAACAUUCGCAAGCUCAUCAAAGAGAGCUACGAGCGGUUUGGCUUCUUGUCGUCCAAGAGCGUCGAGUCCUUGCGUAAUGCUCAACGCGUGAAAGUUGUCCAGGGCUUUGAGGAUGCCUCCAAGCGCUCCAUGCUUCGCAGCGUUGAAGGCAUCUCAAAGUUUACCCAAGAACACCUUGAUGUCUUGUAUCGCGACUUCCAAGAAGUUCGCCUUCGUGGAGGUUCGCUGAUUGUGAAUAUGGGUGCAAAUUGGCGCCGUCCUUUGAUCGACAGCAUGCAGUUCCGGACGCUCUUCUUCCGGCAUUCUCCGUGGGGAAAAGGCGUCGAGCGAGCGGCCGUUUCUGACAAAGUGUUUGCCUAUUUGGACGGAGACCGGGAUGGCAAGGUUGACUUUCAGGAAAUUGUGUACUGCCUGGGCAUUCUUUGCUGCUCCGACCUCAACACGCGCUUGGAGUUUCUCUUCCGCAUCAGCGGCGACUUGUCCCUUCCUCGCAAAGCCAUCGUUCCCGUGGUCGCUACGCCCCACGACAAGAACAAGCACUCCGCGCGGUCCAUGUCCACCGCGAGCACCACCAACACUUUGUCACCGACCUCUGCUGGUGCUGCGCCACUGGAUCCGACGACGACCGCAACGCCUCCCGAUGCACUCAGUUCUUCCAGCUCCAUCGAUGCCGCAAGUAGCUCAAGCGACCCGCUGCCGUCUGCUUCGCGCUCCUUCUCGUUUGCUCGCGUGUCCAUGGGCACCGACCUCCGCGACUUUCGCGGGGAAAUGUGGCAACGACUCAGCAUGCUUCAGUUCUUUGGGCUGUGGCGCUUCCUCUACGCCAUCUACCACGGGACCCAGUUUGAGGUCGAGUUCUUCCCCGCCAUCACUGAGGUUGGCAAGAUUGCCAUCACGCUCGGCAAGGAGGAGAUGGCAAUCGAGGCUGCGUCGCGGUCUCGCUCCAACUCGACAAAUCCGGACGCGUCCAGUAGCGAUGGUACGCCUGCAGCAGCUGCAGGCUCGACCCUUGCGGGCUCCCAAACUGCCUUCAGUGCUGUUGUGGGAGACGUCGCUCCCGACAACGAAGAUGGCCUCGGGAACGGCCCCGUGACUUUGCUUCCUGCUGCUGUCGACCCUGGCAUGAUCAAGACCAGCUAUGCGCGCACGACCUCUUCGCUUGCAGCAGCAGCAAACGCUGUGAUUGCGGCGUCGGCGCGAGUCACCCCGUCUGGCCUUGUCAUGACUCUCGAUCUCUUCCGUGCUGCCCUUCUCACUCAACAGUCGCUGAUCAACGCUCUGGAGUCGAGUUUCCUGAUUGAAAAGCAGACAGAGGUCAAGGUCUCCUAG
Messenger RNA from Capsaspora owczarzaki ATCC 30864, 2637 nucleotides. Its product is annotated as TBC1 domain family protein. The coding region runs from base 1 to 2637 and encodes 878 amino acids. Gene Ontology annotation, molecular function: calcium ion binding. The record is from RefSeq and is a predicted model, not a curated record. The transcript is spliced from 5 exons. NCBI's taxonomy places the organism in Eukaryota, Filasterea, Ministeriida, Capsasporidae.